AUGACAUCAAACCUGAAAAUGGAUGGGCAGCAGUCUUUUGACAAUUGGGUUGCCGGAAUUGACCUACGCAGAUCUGAAGAUGCUGCCAAAUCGGUUGCAGACUUUGGCUUUGCCACGUGUCGUGUUCGAUUGCUGUCUGGCAAUAACAAGUUUGUUACAUUUCCCGACUCGGCCUCUGGCGCCAAGCAGUUAGAUGCAAGUGAAGCAGCCAGUCUGAAAUCCGGAGCUGAUUCCUCAUCGGUACUGUACUGGAUGAAUCGAGACCAGCGCGUCCAAGGUAAAAUUUUCCUUCAUUUGUUUUUACUACCAUCUUUCGAAUGCCUGAUUAUGAAGACACAGAUCCAUUAUUCUAAGUAG
Dibothriocephalus latus is the source of this 357-nucleotide messenger RNA. Lineage: Eukaryota; Metazoa; Platyhelminthes; Cestoda; Diphyllobothriidea; Diphyllobothriidae. The record is from the annotation of a GenBank genome assembly.